AUGGCCAACACCAGCCUGCACGCUGUUCAGACGCUGCCCAAGUUUCUCCUGCCGCGCUUGAGCUGGCAAGGCCCCGUUGCCUCAUCGCGCGUUCUCGGAGCUCUCGCCUUGCCGACUCAGGACCGGAACAGACCAUGGCAAGCCCGCCAGGCAUCGAGUCUGCACACGCAAUGCCGGUCGCUCGGAUAUAGGGCUGGCAAGACGAACAAGUCAUCUUCUGUUCUGCGAAACACGACCCUCAGGCGGUCGUUCCAUGCUACUGCCGUGCGAGCCCGCGACCACCACUUCGACACGCUGAAGUUCGUCCAACGGUUGCAGGGCGAGGGCUUCACGGAGGAGCAGUCGGUCGCGAUGAUGAAGGUUCUGAACGACGUCAUCGAGGAGAGUAUACAAAACUUGACCCGCACCAUGGUCCUGCGCGAAGACGCCGCCAAGGCAACCUACACCCAGAAGGUCGACUUCGCGAAGCUGCGCUCCGAGCUUCUCUCUGCCGACAGCACCGAGUCGAAUACGACGCGGGCCUCGCACGAGCGCCUGACCAACGACAUCACCAAGCUCAACAGCAGACUCCGUGACGAGAUCGGCCGGACGCAGGCGUCUGUGAGGCUGGACCUUAACUUGGAGAAGGGCCGCAUUCGGGAGGAGGCCGUCAGUCAGGAGUUGAAGAUCAAGGAGACCGAGACCAAGAUCGAACAGGAGGUGGCGGCGCUGCGCGAGAAGCUGGAGCAGGUCAAGUUCCAGACCCUGCAGUGGCUCAUGGGUGUUUGCACCGGUUUCGCCGCACUGCUUCUUGGUGCUUGGCGGUUACUUAUGUAA
Molecule: messenger RNA, 816 nt
Organism: Neoarthrinium moseri
Lineage: Eukaryota; Fungi; Ascomycota; Sordariomycetes; Amphisphaeriales; Apiosporaceae
Exons: 2
Coding region: 1-816 (271 amino acids)
Cellular component (GO): mitochondrion
Source: RefSeq, a predicted model, not a curated record